UGCGUAAAUUAUUUGUACCAUUUUGGUCCACCUACUUUCAAAUGGUUGCAGAGGUAGCUUUGGAAGGUUCUUUAAUGGCGUCUCUCUUCGAAUUGCUUCAAAAAAACCCUAAUUGUUCAUCGGAGUUUUGACCUGCAAAAAAAUAUUGUCUUAGUUUCUUCAACGGAACUCAGAGGGGUCUAUAAUGGACAUAAGUUUGGAGCAGACUUUGCAGGAUGGCAAGCUCCUCCGCCAAGUCAAUGCAUUUAUUGUUUCACACUUGAGGGACAACAACUUGAACCAGGCUGCAAUAGCUGUGGCUUCUGCAACUAUGACACCACUGAACGUUGAGGUCCCCUCGAACAAGCUUGUUGAUCUCGUCUCCAAGGGUCUUGCAGUUGAGAGAGAAGAGGCAUUGAGGGGGGUUUCUCCUACUUCUACUGUCGAUCCCACUGGAGGAGGGACUGUGAUUUCUGCAGGAUAUGGUUUGGUCCCAACUCUUCCAACACAUUCUCUUGACUUCAGUGCUGUGCAGGACUCUAAAGGUUCAUCUAAGAGCUUUCCAAAGCAUGAAACUAGACAUAUCUCUGAACAUAAGAAUGCUGCUAGAUGUGCUAGAUUUAGCCCUGAUGGGCGAUUUGUUGCAACCGGAAGUGCAGAUACAUCCAUCAAACUCUUUGAGAUUUCGAAGGUCAAGCAAAUGAUGAUGCCAGACUCAAAUGCAAGGGAUGGCCCUGUUCGACCUGUUAUUCGAACAUUUUAUGAUCAUUUGCAACCUGUCAAUGACUUGGAUUUCCAUCCUCAGGCCACCGUAUUGAUUUCAGGGGCAAAGGAUCAUACUAUUAAGUUUUUUGAUUUUUCAAAAACUGCUGUGAAGCGAGCAUACAGGGUUAUCCAGGAUACUCAUAAUGUGCGGUCAGUUUCCUUUCAUCCUUCUGGGCUCUUUCUUUUGGCAGGCACUGAUCAUCAUAUUGCGCACUUGUAUGACAUCAAUACUUUCCAAUGUUAUUUAUCAGCUAAAGUCCAAGACAUAAAUAUCAAUGGCGCUAUUAAUCAGGUUCGGUAUUCAUCUAAUGGUGGAAUGUAUGUGACAGCCUCCAAAGAUGGUUCUGUCCGAGUAUGGGAUGGUGGAAGUGCCCAAUGCGUACGAUCGAUCAUUGGGGCACAUGGUUCAGUAGAGGCCACUAGUGCAAAUUUCACCAAGGACCAAAGGUAUGUUCUUUCUUGUGGAAAAGAUUCUACAGUUAAGCUGUGGGAAGUUGGGAGUGGUAGACUAGUCAAGCAGUACAUCGGAGCUAUCCAUACACAAUUGCGUUGUCAGGCUGUCUUCAAUGAAACAGAAGAAUUUGUGCUAUCUGUCGAUGAACCAAACAACGAAGUAGUCAUCUGGGAUGCUCUAACUGAUGACAAGGUUGCUAGGUGGCCAUCGAAUCACAUCGGACCCCCUCGCUGGCUCGAACACUCCCCAACUGAGGCUGCUUUUGUGUCAUGUGGGAAUGACAGAUCUGUUCGAUUUUGGAAGGAGAUUCUAUAACUCAAACUAAAUUGAUCUGAAGUUAACAUAAAAGUGAUGAAUGGAUGGCCAGGUCUCUCUGCUGAGCAGUGUUCUUUAUUCCAGGCUGUCGUCGUUUUCUUUUUUAAGCUAAAAUCUCUCUCUCUCUCUCUCUCUCUCUCUCUCACAUAAAUAGCCUGAAACCUAUUUUCUUUUUCCUAAGUAACCUAAACCCUGCAUUUGUUCUGUAAGAAAAAGCAAAAUUUCUACAUAGAGUUUUAGAUCCAUUUUUUGGUAAUGUUGUUGGAUGGAUGAUAAUGCUAUGGGAAAAGAGAAAAAGCGAUGUUUCA
Messenger RNA from Amborella trichopoda, 1821 nucleotides. Lineage: Eukaryota; Viridiplantae; Streptophyta; Magnoliopsida; Amborellales; Amborellaceae. The record is from RefSeq and is a predicted model, not a curated record.